GAGACAAGCAGCGGGCGGCGGGCUGGUACCGGCGAGGGAUCAGCGAGCUGGAGAGAGGCGUCGCCAUCCAGAUCUCAGGGAGCGGAGGCAAAUACGAGCGAGACAGACGACUGCAGAGCAAGAUGACCGCCAACCUGAUCAUGGCCCGGGACCGCCUGCAGUCCUUAGUCGCGGUGCUCUCGAGCUCCAGAGCGCAGACGGAUGUUUACGCUGACAGCACAGACUCCGCCCACCACACUGCUCACCUGCGCUCAGCAGGUGGCGCUGUCUCCAGAAAGAGAGACUCUGUUAAUGCAGCACCAUCCAGCCGUCCAAAGACCUCCUCCUCCUCUUCCUCCUCCUCCUCCUCCUCAGCCGGCCUCCAUCGCUCCUCAGACGGCGGUCCUCAGCGCCCGCCCGCCCGCAGCAGCAGGAGCAGUAAGGGGAGAACGAGUCGCCGCGGAGUUAAAGUCAGCUGCCCGACGUCAACACCACAGAAGAAGAGAGACUCGAAGAACCUGAAGAACGUCGACGAGAAGCUCGCCAACCUCAUCCUCAACGAGAUCGUGGACAG
Molecule: messenger RNA, 553 nt
Organism: Plectropomus leopardus (leopard coralgrouper)
Lineage: Eukaryota; Metazoa; Chordata; Actinopteri; Perciformes; Serranidae
Source: RefSeq, a predicted model, not a curated record